Messenger RNA from Apis cerana (Asiatic honeybee), 654 nucleotides. RefSeq names its product zinc finger protein 596. Gene Ontology annotation, molecular function: DNA-binding transcription factor activity, RNA polymerase II-specific; RNA polymerase II cis-regulatory region sequence-specific DNA binding. Gene Ontology annotation, biological process: regulation of transcription by RNA polymerase II. Lineage: Eukaryota; Metazoa; Arthropoda; Insecta; Hymenoptera; Apidae. Gene Ontology annotation, cellular component: chromatin. The record is from RefSeq and is a predicted model, not a curated record.
AUGGGAAAACGAGCGGAUCUGAGCGAUUGGUUCGUGAAGCAGGAGAACGAGUACGAGGUGCCCCAAACUCUGUUCGAGUUCGUUGCCAGCAGCUACGAAUUAGCGGAAGCGGAGGAGCGGAAGAAGGCGGCGAAGAGCGUGAUCUGCGAGGAAUGCGGGAAAAGUUUCUCGCGUCUCGACAGCCUUCGAAGACACGAGAAGAAUUAUUGCAGGGUGAAGGGGGACAGGAUGUAUUGCCGCUUCUGUGAGAAGUCGGAGAGCUACUCGGAGAAAGAUCAAGAGGACGACGUGGAGGUAUGCGAGAUCUCGUUCCACGGCCAAUUGCCCAUGAAUUAUUUGCUGUGCGACUCGUCCAUCCUGAACACCGUGGAGACGAGCAUCCUUCGGAAGAACGUGAAAUCCCAUCAACAAUUUCGUUGCGACGGUUGCGACAGGGCGUACACGAGGAUGGACAGCCUGAAACGGCACCAGGCCAAGUGCGACGCCUCGUUGGAGAAGCUUCAAGAGGAGGUCGAGUGGCUGCACAGGCAAAAAUUCUAUUGCAAUCAGUGUGGCAAGGGUUACAAGAGGCUUGACACGUUGAGGAGGCAUCAGAGAUUAGUUUGCGGCGACAAGGAGGGCGCCACUGCAGCCACCGACAAAUCGACCACCUAA